AUGCUAGGCAAGGACAACAUUGCGCAGCUAGAGUGUAUCUGGGAGAUCAUCAUCCAGAGGCUGCUGCUUGACCCAGAGAACGUGUCCUUGCAUGAUGUGGCAAUUGUGCGGUGGACGGUGUCCCUUGUGGCGAACCGGGCAGCGAGGCUCAGUGGGACCGCUGUCGCUGCAAUUCUCAUGCAAAUGGGCAAUGCGAAGCUCAGAGGGGGAGCACCAGCACUGAAGGAGAACCUCAUCAUUGGUGUCGAUGGCAGUCUGAUUCAACACUACCCAAAUUUCGAGGCUCAGCUGUGCUCUUCUCUCCAGUCCUUGGUGGGUGAGGCAGUGGACAAGUGUGUAGAGAUCGACUUGGCAAAAGACAGAAGUGAUGCAGGAGCCACGCUAUGUGCUCUGCAAGCCAUUAAACAGGGUCUAUAA
Molecule: messenger RNA, 417 nt
Organism: Laetiporus sulphureus 93-53
Lineage: Eukaryota; Fungi; Basidiomycota; Agaricomycetes; Polyporales; Laetiporaceae
Product: actin-like ATPase domain-containing protein
Exons: 3
Coding region: 1-417 (138 amino acids)
Biological process (GO): intracellular glucose homeostasis; glycolytic process; glucose 6-phosphate metabolic process
Cellular component (GO): mitochondrion; cytosol
Molecular function (GO): mannokinase activity; glucokinase activity; fructokinase activity
Source: RefSeq, a predicted model, not a curated record